Messenger RNA from Elaeis guineensis (African oil palm), 1287 nucleotides. RefSeq lists its product as uncharacterized. NCBI's taxonomy places the organism in Eukaryota, Viridiplantae, Streptophyta, Magnoliopsida, Arecales, Arecaceae. The record is from RefSeq and is a predicted model, not a curated record.
CUUGGCUCUCUCCCCGUUCCAACUCGUAUAAUCUAUUCUAUUCCAAAAACUCCACCCCGAUGCCCAAAAAGCCAUGUCCGAGCCCUCGAACUCCGCCCCGCUAGGCCUCCUCGACCACCCCCACCACCAUCCCCACCACCACCCGCCUCCGCCGCCGUCAUCCCCGUCGUCCUCCUCCCCCGGCCUCGCCCGCGACUACCGCAAGGGCAACUGGACCCUCCACGAGACCCUCAUCCUGAUCACCGCCAAGCGACUCGACGACGAGCGCCGCGCCGGCGGCGGUAGCUCCUCCUCCGGCGGCGCCGCCCCCCGCUCCGCCGAGCAGCGGUGGAAGUGGGUGGAGAACUACUGCUGGAAAAACGGCUGCCUCCGGAGCCAGAACCAGUGCAACGACAAGUGGGACAACCUCCUCCGGGACUACAAGAAGGUCCGGGACUACGAGGCCCGCGCCACCGCCUCCACCGCAGCCGCCGCCGGAGGUGGCCCCUCCUAUUGGGCCAUGGAGCGGCACGAGCGGAAGGAGCGCAACCUCCCCACCAACCUCGCCGCCGAGGUCUUCGAGGCCCUCACCGACGUCCUCAGCCGCCGCGCUGCCCGCCGAGGCGGUGCCGGCGCCGCCGCCACACCCGCUUCCCGCGGUCUCCCUCCGCCGCCGCCUCCUCCCCCCACGCUCACCCCGCCGCCCCAGCCCCAGACGUUGGCGGCCACCCCUCCGCCGCCGCCCCCGCCUCCUCCGUCGGCGCAACCCUCCGUUUCCGCGGAGAUGACGGAGACGACGGACUCGUCGGAGAACGAGGGGGUCGAGCCGGAGGCGAAGCGGCGGAGGCUUCGGCGGCUGGGGUCGAGCGUGGUGCGGAGUGCGACGAUGCUGGCGAGGACGCUGCUGGCCUGCGAGGAGAAGCGGGAGCAGCGCCACCGCGAGAUGGUGGAGCUCGAGGAGCGCCGUCUCCGGAUGGAGGAGGAGCGCACGGAGAUGCGCCGCCAGGGCUUCGCCGGCCUCAUCUCCGCCGUCAACAACCUUUCCGGUGCCAUCCACGCCCUCGUCUCCGACCACCGCAACGGCGACGCCCGGUGAACCUAACCGUCACGAACCGGAUCGGACCCGAGCAUCCAAUUUGCUUCCUGGUUGCGGAUGUAAAUAAGGGCCUAAAACGAUGGUAUUGUUAUUUAACUUAUUUUUUUAGGGUGUUAUUAUCGAUUAUUUUUUACAUUUUUCCAUCUAUUUCAGCCUAAAAUCAUGUCGUGGGCCCUGUUCCAUUCAUGCAUGUGGCGAUAUUAAUGACUAAA